CAGACGCGCGAGACGGUGCACGGCUAUUGAUCGAUCGAUGAGGCGAGGCGAGGGCGGCAGGGUAGUCAGCGGCGCUUGCGCCCGUGUCAGUUGCACGCCAGCGCAGUUCUGCCCGAGGAUCCGACCGAUAGCCAAGACGAGGACGAGCCAUGGCACGACCACGAGCAUUCCCUAGCCUUGGCUGUCUGCUGUUAUUGGCCCUGGGCGGCUCGGCCAUCCAGCUGCAGCAGCAGCAGAAGACAACCACGACGACCUCUUCGACCACGAGCGGACCGACUACGGCGACGGAGCCGGCGGCGGCGGCGGCGGCGCCGGCGGCAGCAGAGCCCAGUUCCCAGCCGAGUGGCAACAGCGACGAGCCCUUUACCACCAAGCGCAACGCUCAGGUCUUCUUCGAUCUGCCGAAGAACAGUCCGUUCCCUCUGCCGGUGGCAAACGAGGUGAAGCCGACGGCGUCGCUGAGCAAUGCCGCCUCCAAGUCCGCCGGCGGGGCCGGGGCUGCGAAGCCGGCGGUGGCGGCAGCGGCGCCGCCGACCACCGUCAAGCCGACGACGCCGCCGCGUCGCGGCACCGCCGAGCUGCCGCUCUACCGACUGAACAGCAGCAACGGACAGGCCUGCAUCCUGCUGCAGGUGGACGCCCUCAUCACCAUCAAGUACCGCACGAAGCUCGGGGAGGAGAAGGAAGCCGACGUUUACGUGCCCAACGGCGCCACGGUCACCGGCAGCUGCGACAACGAGAACUUCGUCGUCAUGUCCUUGAAGUGGGACACCUUCAUACUGUCGUGGGCCUUCGCGAAGACCCCCGGAGGCGAACGCUGGUACGUCGACAAAAUCGAGCUGACCUACAACACGAGCGACAAGCACUUCGAGCACAUCGACCAGCCGAGUAAAACCGUGAGAGUGAACAACGCGCAAAGGCAUCACAGUUCGAUGCUGUUUCCCACUCCUGUGGGCAAGUCGUACGCCUGCGACGAGGAACAGGAGAUCGCCCUGACGGACGGCAAGGUCCACGCCAGCGUGCUGCUCAGGACCAUGAAGCUUCAGCCUUUCAAGUUCAAGAGCAACGAUUUCGCCAGCGAGUUCUCCUGCUCGGCGCUCUACGCUCGGGCGAACCGCGACGAAACUGCCCCGGUAGCUGUGGGCUCUACCCUGGCCGCCGUCGUACUCCUCACCAUCACCGGCUAUGCCGGCUGGCGUUACUUCAAAAUCAAGAAAGUCAAGUACGACACCAUGGAGUAAUUUGCACCUUCCACACCUUUGCCGUUGUCCAAGCUUUCUUCCUUCCUCCCUCCCUCCCUCCCACCCUCC
Molecule: messenger RNA, 1310 nt
Organism: Phymastichus coffea
Lineage: Eukaryota; Metazoa; Arthropoda; Insecta; Hymenoptera; Eulophidae
Exons: 7
Coding region: 150-1241 (363 amino acids)
Cellular component (GO): membrane
Source: RefSeq, a predicted model, not a curated record